Molecule: messenger RNA, 1108 nt
Organism: Serpula lacrymans var. lacrymans S7.9
Lineage: Eukaryota; Fungi; Basidiomycota; Agaricomycetes; Boletales; Serpulaceae
Exons: 5
Coding region: 4-930 (308 amino acids)
Biological process (GO): protein phosphorylation
Molecular function (GO): protein kinase activity; ATP binding
Source: RefSeq, a predicted model, not a curated record
UGGAUGGACUGUGAAGAUAGUCGUGGACCUCUGAUACAGCACAUAUUGGACGCAACUCGCAUAUCCGACGGAGUGUUUGUGACUUUGAAGUUGAUAAAAAAGUCUAGGCAUCCCUAUGAGAUUGAAAUCGGCCAACUUUUCUCAUCAGAGCCGGUUGCGUCUGAUCCUGCCAACCACUGUGUACCAAUCUACGACGUCCUCCAUGUCCCAAACGAUGAAGACCAGGCUAUCAUAGUCAUGCCCUUAUUGCGACCGUUCACCAAUCCACGUUUCGAUACUUGCGGCGAAGUAGUCGAAUGCUUUCAUCAGCUUUUUGCGGGCCUGCAAUUUAUCCAUAAGCAACACGUCGCACAUCGCGACUGUAUGGCUCUGAACAUUAUGAUGGAUGCUACAAGUCUGUUCAUUGAUCCGUAUCACCCUCAAGACAUUGUGAUGAGACGCGAUUACAAAGGGGAAGCUAGAUGUCUCACUCGCACUCAAAGUCCACCUAAAUAUUUUUUCAUCGACUUUGGUAUAUCUCGGCGUUAUGAUGCUAAUAAUUUCGCGCCUCUGGAGAGUCCCAUAUGGGGGGGGGAUAAGUCUGUACCAGAGUUUCAAAACUCGGAUGAGCCACGUAACCCCUUCCCAACUGACGUCUACUAUCUUGGUAAUAUGAUUAGGUAUAAAUUUUUGUUGACAAAUAAUGGAUUCGAGUUCAUGGAACCCCUGGUGAACGACAUGAUACAGGAUGACCCGGCAAAGCGGCCUACUAUGGAUGAAGUCGUUCCGCGUUUUGACCAGAUUCUCAAGCAGAUCAGCAGCUGGAAAUUACGGUCACGCGUCAUCGGCAAGGAGGAUGGCCAUAUCACAGGCCUUUAUCUUGGUGUCACUCAUUGGACCCGUCGCAUCGGUUAUAUCAUCAGGAGAGUGCCGGCGAUACCAACGCCUUGAAACCCUUACGUUCUUUACCAUUAUACCUGCUACAUCUACUUAUGGAUCUAUCCGAGGAACUGGAUUCCUGGCCUCUGUGUAGUGUACUUUAUGUGACCAGGAGUCGCAGCUACACAUGAAUGUGUUAUUGAAUGCAUUCGAAUUUGCUCUGAACAUAUCUCCACUCAGGUCGGUCAAA